CUGGCCCGUUACUUAGUGCUUGUAAUGGAGGGCGAAAAAAUCGAUUUGGUUUAAACCGGGUCGUGAAAAAUAUUGGACACGUGAUAUCAGAAGCGCUUUUUUUCGCAAUCACGUUGCGACUAGUUGUGGUAGAAGACACAGGCACAAAUCAGCUGAUUGCUGCAGUUUUAAGGUAUGGUAAUGCAAGGUUGUUUUUGAAAUUGUGACGAAUGGAGUAUGUCUUCAAUCUUCUGUUCUGGUUUGUCUGACUUUUGGCUUCCUCCCACUUCAUUCGCUUUCGGGUGACUCUAAACUUCGGCUUUUCAAAGAAAAACUACCCAAUGAACGGAUUGGUGACACUGAUAAAUUUAUUUACAGAUAUUGGCUUAACCUGACUAUGAGGACUACCGUGAGAAAUUGGGAGGUAUUCUUGGAACAUAUACAAGAAUAUUAUCCUAACGUUCAAAUAACUAUUCAGCAAAAAUAAUGACUAGUGACCCAAUUUUAAUUUGUGAUUGUGAAGAAAAAUGCGAACAUUGCAGUAGUCAGACCGCUUCACAAAUUGAUGCAAUCUUGCCAAAUCCAACGGAACCAAUUUAUCAUCACAUUACGGAAUUUUGUUAUGAUUUUGACUCAGAGGGUAUACUUCGUCACAUUCAUACAGGAGAAACAUUCUCUGUUAAAAUGACUCCAAUGGGUCCCUUAUUAAAGAGACAAGAGAUAAUUCGUGCGAUUUGCACACGUCUUGUUCGCCAGAAAUUGUUCAGCUUAAAUAUGGAAUCAAGUCAAAUACCAAUUCCUGGACAUCCAUCAAAAUGUAUGCGAGUUUUACACUCAGCAAACUUUUUCACUCACAAAGGGCCUCUUAUUAUCCUACUUCAAGGCGGAGGUGUUGCUCAAGCGGGUGUAUGGUCUCCACGACUUCUAUUACAUCCAGAACAUGGUCUUCGAUCUGGUAGUCAGAUAUCUUUAGUAGAAAAGGCACAUGCACUUGGUUAUGCCAUCGCUAUUAUCAAUGCUAAUGAACAUGUACCAAGUGAAGCUGAAAUGGACGCGAUGGAAUCAUUUUCUAGUAGUUGUCAACCUGUAAUCGAUAUUACAAAAUGUAUCAAUCACAAUGUUGUAAAUGUUCAGUGUAAAUCUGCAGUCCAUGAAAAGUCUAGUUCAUGUAUAUCGAAUCUAUCUGCUUGCUUAACUCUAUCCGAUACUCCAAUCACACUAUUGCCAACAACUAUAUUUGAGAAUAGUGAUCAAUUAUCGGCUCACUUUGAUCAUGCAAAUUCUGUGUUCAUGUCACAUAAUGAAUCAUCGUCCAAUUGGCAAGAAUCACAACCACAAGAUAGACGAUUAUUUCAACCGAAUUCAACACCGUCGUCACCAUUAUCACCGCCAUCACCAUCGUCGGCUCUAUCUUGGCUAUUAACUGGACCGAAUUCUUUAACCAAUCAUUUGAAUGCACAGAAUCCCUAUGUACUCACUACAAUGCCGAAUUCUAACGUCACUGAAUCUACAUCAAUUACUACAACAACAGCAACAACUUCUGAUUUGUCAAGUCGUCUUGCAAAAUGCGUGUGCACUAACACAUCUUCCUCCCCGUCUUCGUCUACUUCGACGUCUUCUUCUGUGAGAUCAUUGUCUUUAAAAGCCAAUCACAACACAGUGAACAACAAUGAAUUACAAUCUCAAAUGAAUACAUUUCCAGUUGUAUCUGCUCAAAAUACUGCGAAAAACGCAAUACCGGUCUCACACAAUGUCCCUGUAGAUAUUGAUUCAUAUGACACAACUGCUGUAUUGAACUCACCUAACUGUCAACUGCGUAUAGACGAUGGUUGUUCCACUACUACUUGUGUGCAUCCAGUGAUCAAUACAACUGCUGUUCCAAUACUUCAAGCUGACGGUAAUCUUCCAUUUCCUACUUCUUUUUGUGCUCCUGCUUCUUAUUCGUCAUCGUCAAUCGAUGCAUCAGCAACACCAAUCAUCAAUUCAGAUCAAAAUGAUACAACGGCGAAUAAUCAUUCUGAAAGCAGUGAAUACGAUAUGUUGGAUGUUUCCGUAGAAGAUCGUUUGUACGGUAUGUGGCGUCAUAUUAUCCCACAUUGUGCAUCAAAUAAAAUAUGCGUAUGGGCUCAUCAAUUGGGUGCGGAUGCUUUUAUUCAUCCUUUUAAACCAAUGCCUGGUCUAUUUGAUGAUGAGCUAUUUCCGUCAUCAUCAUCAUCAUCAUGCGUUUCAUAUGAUGAAACAUCAUCCUCUGUGGUUAACAAUCAUCAUACUGAUAAUACAUGUACUAGUGGACAAGUUCCAUCGACUUCACUUUCUUCAUCUUGUACACAUAAUAAUAAUAUCCCGAUGAAUUCUGAUGCGUCACGUGACUUACACAAUGUUAACAACAUUAAAUUGGAAUCUACAGUUAAUAAUUCAAGAACUUUGAGGUCUAAAGUUUCAUUGGCUCAGAAUACUUCACCGAUGCGUGUUAAAAGACGUCGUUUGUCCAAUGAAUUAUUAGAAAGUAAUUCCAGAUUUUCAUCGAAUACUCCUGCAGAUGAUGCUAAAUUAAUCAGUAAUUAUUCCAGCAAUAUUGUUCGUCGUCGCAUGACUCGCAGUAGCAGCAGUGGAAGUAGUAGUAGCAGUAGUAGCAGUCGUAGUCGUCACAGCACCGGUGGCAGCACCACUGGUAACGAAUCUAGACGACGUUCUAAACGGAAACGUCAUUUGUCUGCCGGUCCUGUACUGACGAAUCUGCAUAGAAAUGAGCAGUCUACAAGCAAAGCUUCAAAUGUUCCUGUAGAAAGAGGACUAGGAGGUGUGAACAAUAAUACUUCUUCAACACUUGCCAGAAAUAAAUCUCAAUCGAUGAAAACUAGUCAAUUCAAAAGUGAGACACCAGCAGGAUCUAAUGCUGAUGCUAAAGAAAAUGAUUCAGAAGAUUCCACUGGAGGUGUAUGGCGAGACCGACGUAUUUAUGGACCAUGGAGGCAUCGUGUUACACCUGAAACUGCAAGACGAUCAUUUUUCUUACCAAGACGUCUUCCUCGUCGUCCACCCCCUCCUUUCGUUUUUACUACUACUAUUAAUAAUAAUAAUAGUAGUAGUAGUAGUUAUCCAUCAUCGUCAGUCGAGGUGAAAAAACCUCUAAGGAAUAAAUUUUCUCAUGUUCAAUUACCAGAAUUAAGUGGUUCUAUUUCCGAUGCAAAACAUUUCGCAAAAAAUGGUGGUGUUAUUUCUCAAGAUGUUGAAAUAUGGUCUACUUCCGCUAUAGACGAUUAUAAUGAUGAUUCAAAGGAACUUUUCCGAAUACGUUUAGCUAGAGCAUGGCAACGUAAAGCACAACGAUUAUUUUAUGAAUUCAGAUUUCGUGUUCGAGCUGUAGUAUUCACGGAUCCAUCAUGUUCGUUAGAUGUAUCAAAAGAAGAUAUCGGUUGGGGAUUAAAUCUACUUGAUAAAGAAACUGCAGAUGAUGAAGUUCCAAUGAUAUGUAGACCUUCGGCGUUUGAAGAAAAGUUACCAGGGGACGUUAUUAAAUUCAGACAAUGGUUAUCUGCGAAUUCAGUGAACUUUGUAGCAGCGGAUACUGAAUUUGGCGUUCUAUUGAAUCGAGAAGUUUAUCAUAAUGGUAUUGACGAUUAUGAUGAUGAAACAAUCUAUGAAAUUCCAAAAGUGUCAUCCGGUACAACUGAUACUGAUCUGAUUCCUGUCACCGUAUUAGAUAAUGUGUUCAUUUAUUUUCAACGCAGGCUAGAACUUCCAUUUUUCCCUCAAUGCUGGUUUUGAUUCGUUAGCGUGAACAUUGAAAAUACCACUACACAUCGACUGUCUGAAUGAAUCCUGUAAAUUCAACUAAAUCUUUCCUCCAAGAAUUUCACUUUUAUGUGUGUUGUUUAUUUUUUUUAUAUCUUAUUGUUUGUUAUAAAUAGAUGAUACGUUUCUCGUCAAAGCUCUUCAAAACACAUUUUACUAUGUCUCCAUUUAAAAUUUUCAUGAAAGAAAGAGAUUGUUGCGUCAAUUGCUUCGUAUUUAGCACUGUGUUAUUUUCGGUUACUAUAAUAAUUGUUCCCAUUGAAUUUUCAAUGGAACAAAACAGUACAUCGCUAUUUUUGUCCUAGUCUCUGUCUGCGCAUUGUUCUCGUUAGCAGCUGUAUUCUCGUGCCAUUUUCUCACACGAUCUCCUCAGACUAUCAACUACACACCUAACUUUAAUAGACAAAACACCAGUAGUUCAGCGAACAGUCUCUUUUCGGUGGCGAAUUCAUUUUCAUAGCUGUAGAAUCACAAAUAUAUAUGGUUACUUUGUCAAACGAAAAUACAAUUAGUAAGUUCAGAUGAAUUGGAUUUUGAUAAGUUGAUAGUGACAAAAGUGAUGAGUUGUCAUAAAUGAUUGUUAAAUAAGAGUUACUUGAUGGCGUGAAUAGUUUGAUGAAAGAGUUGUCCUCAGGGUGUACAUGGAAACAAAAUAAUACACAGAAUUACACAAGAAUUUUAAGUAGUUAGAAAAGAAAUAAAUAAGCAUACAAACAAAAGUUAAGUCAAAUCAACGGAGUUGUUACAAUGAGAGUAGAAGUGGUUGAAUAAUUUUCUUUUGUAUGCAUAGUUCUGGUUCUUCCGCCAACUGAAUGGCUAGGGCUUCUGCAAUGCAAAGAAGAAGGAAUCGUACUGUCUUUGGAAGGUUGUUCUUCACUUUGUAGAUUACUUUGAAGUAGGAGGCGUUUGUUGAGAUGGAAUGACCAGUGGUGACGAGAUGUUCGAUUAUUGCACUCCCUAUACGGCCAUUAGUUCCUUUCUGCAG
Molecule: messenger RNA, 4759 nt
Organism: Trichobilharzia regenti
Lineage: Eukaryota; Metazoa; Platyhelminthes; Trematoda; Strigeidida; Schistosomatidae
Source: the annotation of a GenBank genome assembly